CUCUCCCUGCUUUCAGAAUCACCGCCGUCGUCGCCGCCCACCACCUGUUCGAUCUCCGGCUUGUGAGAGAUAACCUCGCUCAAUUCGCCGCCGAGUGCUGCGUCCCCUUCGAAUUCAAUGCCGUCGCCCUCGACGCCUUCGACCCGCAAGUCCUGCGCUCUGUCUCCGGCCAAUUCGAUGAGUCCGUGUUCGUCAACCUCCCGAUUGGCCACACCGCUAACCUCCCAAUCCAAAGCCUCCUCCCUCUUAUAAAGCAACUCAAUCCGAAACUCGUAAUCUCCGUAAACCAUUUAUGUGGCGGCGGUGGCGGCGGCGAAUUCUCCUUCGCCCGCCAUGUGUUCAAUUCCUUACAAUCCGCCACGGCCCUUCUUGAAUCAAUUGAUGCGGCCGGUAUGAGCCCCGACAUUGCCGACAUGAUCGAGCGGCUCAUAUUGCUGCCGCGGAUCGAGAACGCGGUGCUCGGGUUUCACGACCGGUCGCCCGCCGAGAAGAAGAUGACAUGGCGAACACUCUUCGCCUCGGCCGGGCUCGUGCCAGUCCAAUUGAGCAACCUCGCUGAGGCGCAGGCCGAGUGCCUGCUGAGACGGCACCCAAUCAGGGGGUUCCAUGUGGAGCAGCGUGAGGCUGCGCUCGUGCUUUGUUGGCAACACGGCAGAGAGCUCGUAUCGGUCUCGGCAUGGAGGUGAUAAUGGCUCUUCUCUUCUCUCUUAGGCAGUUCGUCGAGCACCUAUAUUAUAUUUUCUUAGAAUUGUUUGGCAUUUAUUUUCUCCUUGUGGAUUAAUGUUAUCUCUUCGCCUAAUACAUAAUUUAACAUUGUGGAAUCUAGAUUGAUAAAAAAAAAAAAAAAAAGGUCUGCAUUGGAGUUGGGGUAUAUUGUACUACUAAUUCUAGUGAACUAGUGUGGUCACAAUUAUAUCAAAUUUAGAGCUUAUUAUACUAA
This is a messenger RNA of Ananas comosus (pineapple), 940 nucleotides long. RefSeq names its product scarecrow-like protein 15. Lineage: Eukaryota; Viridiplantae; Streptophyta; Magnoliopsida; Poales; Bromeliaceae. Gene Ontology annotation, cellular component: nucleus. Gene Ontology annotation, biological process: regulation of DNA-templated transcription. Gene Ontology annotation, molecular function: sequence-specific DNA binding; DNA-binding transcription factor activity. The record is from RefSeq and is a predicted model, not a curated record.